This is a messenger RNA of Gadus chalcogrammus (walleye pollock), 1084 nucleotides long. It is a transcript of the gene adcyap1b, whose product is annotated as adenylate cyclase activating polypeptide 1b. Bases 428 to 955 code for a protein of 175 amino acids. The record is from RefSeq and is a predicted model, not a curated record. Lineage: Eukaryota; Metazoa; Chordata; Actinopteri; Gadiformes; Gadidae. Gene Ontology annotation, biological process: positive regulation of GTPase activity; positive regulation of protein kinase activity; positive regulation of ERK1 and ERK2 cascade. The transcript has 5 exons. Gene Ontology annotation, molecular function: peptide hormone receptor binding; pituitary adenylate cyclase activating polypeptide activity; neuropeptide hormone activity. Gene Ontology annotation, cellular component: perikaryon; neuron projection; extracellular region.
UGAGUCUGACGGAUGCAUCGAUGAGGAAGGAACUGUACUAUUAUAUUCCGGGAGGAACGCCUGAUGACGUCUAUAGCAUCCUUAAUGUGACUUAUUGAAAAAAAGGCAAGGCUCGCGAUACAUGGAUAAAAAUCCAAGGCGAAUCGGAGCGCAGGACAAAAACUUUUUUGUGCAAAGAUAUGUAGACGCACGGAGGUAUACUUUUCAGUUUUUGUUUUGCUUCAACGACCGGUUUAGUCACCUAUUGUGUGUAUAAAAGUGCGAUUGCGCUGCGUUGAGGGGAACAUAAGGGGAAACGGCAGCGGCGCUUGAGCAAGGGAAGAGAAUAAGAGGUGCCGAGAGGAAGAUCUCUAUCUCUCUCACACGCUUCGACAGCCGCGCCCGGAUCACAUCCCACCGCGCUCCUCUCUGCCACCCCUGCUAUAGCAUGGCCAGUUCGAGUAAAGCGACAUUAGUCUUGCUCAUCUACGGAAUCAUAAUGCACUACAGUGUUUACUGCACACCUAUCGGAUUAAGUUACCCUAAAAUAAGACUAGAUAAUGACGCUUUCGAUGAAGAUGGGAAUUCAUUAUCGGACAUGGGGUUUGACAGUGAUCAAAUUGCUAUACGAAGCCCACCAUCCUUAGAUGACGACGUGUACACACUGUACUACCCUCCAGAAAAAAGAACAGAGAGGCAUGCAGAGGAAGAAUUAGAUAGAGCCUUGAGGGAGAUCCUGGGUCAGUUAACAGCGAGACAAUAUCUGCAUUCUCUGAUGACAAUACGUGUAGGCGAAGAGACUAGCAUGGAGGACGAGUCGGAACCAUUAUCUAAAAGGCAUUCGGACGGGAUAUUCACCGACAGCUACAGCCGCCAUCGAAAACAGAUGGCUGUGAAGAAAUACCUCGCAGCAGUCCUGGGGAGAAGGUACAGACAGAGGGUGAGGAACAAAGGACGUCGACUCGCGUAUUUGUAGCGAUGUUAAAGCAGCUCCCCCAAAACUGCCCCUCCUGUGUAAAUAUCCAGUCGUUCAAGUCAUUCAGAUAUACCUGACAAACAGUGGAUUGCGCCUGUGUUCUUUAAACAUGUAUUUAUGUAUCAAGUA